UAUUUAGCAAAAAAAAUAUUUGCACAGUGUGGAGCAAGAGUUCACGUGAAUCCAGGUGAACGUCAGGAGGUGGAAUCCUCAAACAGAGGAGCUGCACUGAGGGGAGACAUCACAACUCGUUCCAUUGAAUCUCCUCUCCAGCGAGAAGCUGAGCAGUGGAGUCCGUGGUGGGAGUGGGCAGGGCCUUCAGGGGUCGAGAUGCGGAGAGACUAACCUUCGGCACAUGUUUGGUCCACAGCUCGGCACCAUGGCGGCUGCAGCUCCUCUCCCCGUGCUCGUCCUCUUCUGCCUUCACAUCCUCACCGCUUCAACUCAAGUCCUCCCCGAGAGACGCCCACACAUCACUGGCUGUGUCUCCAACAACAUGGAGACUUUCCGCUGCAGAUGGAAUGUCGGCACUUUCCAGAACCUCUCCGAGCCCGGAGCCCUCCGCUUAUUCUACAUUAACAAAACGCCGUUGCCGGACUUCCCUAAAGAUUGGACGGAGUGUCCUCACUACAGCACCGAGCGGCCCAACGAGUGCUUCUUCAACGAGAACCACACGGUCAUCUGGACCCUUUACAACGUCCAGCUCCGCUCGGCGGACCCAGCCGUCCUCUAUGACGAGAACCUUUUCUACGUUCAAGACAUCGUUCAACCAGAUCCACCGUUCAGCCUGAACUGGACGCUGCUGAAUGUGAGUUCGACCGGGUCCAACUAUGACAUCAUGCUGAGCUGGAAGCCUCCAGAGUCUGCGGAUGUGGAGAUGGGAUGGAUGACUCUUCAGUACGAGUUCCAGCACCGCGACGUGAACUCUGACCUGUGGAAGGCGUCCGACCUGGUGAGGAGCACACACCGCUCCCUCUACGGGCUCCAAACUAACGUCAAUUACGAGGUUCGGGUUCGGUGCAAAGUGCCCGCAGGGAAAGACUUCGGAGAAUUCAGCGACUCCAUCUUUGUCCAUAUCCCAUCUAAAGUGUCGAGGUUCCCGGUCAUGGCUUUGCUCAUCUUUGGCACCUUGUGUUUAGUGGCCAUCCUGAUGUUAGUUCUCAUAUCGCAGCAGGAAAAGUUGAUAUUUAUUCUUUUGCCUCCGGUUCCUGGACCGAAAAUCAGAGGAAUUGAUCCUGAGCUCCUGAAGAAAGGAAAGCUGAGAGAGUUGACAUCCAUCCUGGGAGGCCCCCCUGAUCUGAGGCCGGAGCUGUACAACAGCGACCCCUGGGUGGAGUUCAUCGAUCUGGACAUGGAGGAGCAGAGUGACAGGCUGACAGAGCUGGACACGGAUUGUCUCGUGGACCGCUCCCUGUUCUCCAGCUGCUCUCCUCUCUCCAUCAGCUUCAGAGACGACGACUCGGGCCGGGCCAGCUGCUGCGACCCGGAUCUCCCCAUCGACUCGGACGUGUCACCGUUCUACCCUCUCAUCCCGAACCAAGCCCUCAGUAAAGAACCAUCGUGCCUGGGGGCCUCCGAGCCGAGCAGCCCAACUGCCGCAGAGACGGCGACCGCGGCUCCUGGUCGGGAGGCUCUGUACACGCAGGUGAGCGAGGUGAGGUCGUCCGGCAAAGUGCUGCUGGCACCUGAGGAUCAGACUGACGUGGGACAAGCUACAAACAAAGACUCGGAGAAAGACACUGUGGUGGAGCGGGAGAAUGAAAUGAAAGACUUUCAGCUGCUGCUGGUGGAUGCAGAUCACGGAGGCUACACCUCCGAGCUGAAAGCCGGGAAAAUGAGCCCCAGUUUGUCCUCAGGGGAUCUGAGCGAGCACGGCCGCACGGUGCCAUCGCCUUACUACGGAUCAGAUGCCACCGCCUUGUCCCCGCUACCCUCCGCUCCUGUCUACACCGUGGUCGAGGGCGUUGACAGACAGAACAGCCUCUUACUGACAUCGAACUCGACACCCGUCCCACAGAUAAUAAUCCCAAAGCCCAUGCCCACACCGGACGGCUACCUGACCCCUGAGCUUCUGGGAAGCGUCACGCCGUAGGUGGAGUGUGCAAAGUUAAGACUAUUCACUCAAGGGCGGAUACGUUUCGGAACAGUCUCGAGGAUUGAUUUUCCCAACACUGUGUUUUGAUGCCAGCUCGCUUAAAAUAGUUGAAGGGCCAUCUGCGGCUGUCCCCCCCCCCCCUCGACAAGGCUGUGAAAUCCACAAGUUUGUUAUGAGCGAUGGAGAGGACACAAGAAUGUGUUGUGCUGCAGUUGUGGGAAGAAAAUAACUCAACAGUCUGACGCCUCAAAACACGACCUCAACACUAGUUCUUAAUGAACACAGGAAGCUGCAAUAAACAAGUUUGGCCACUAGAGAACUGAACAAUCCCCCGACGACCCCAACGUAUUAAAGUUGAACUCUUUUAUAACUCAGGUCUCCAUCGACCCCUGAGGAAGGUCUCUGACCAUUUAAACUUUUGUAGCUUCUCCAUCAGGUUCAAAGGGAAAUUAUUUAACUCCCCCACAAGUCCUUGCCGGUGUGGUUGUAGGCUACUUUGCUAAUUUGCUAAUUUCCCACUGGUUUUUUAGGCUUCGGUGAAAAAACGGUGGAACCCUAACGACCGAGAGGAACCUUUAACCUCUUUCAAAAAAAAAAUGCUGGGACUAAAAGUUUCAACAACUUUUGUGGAAAUAAAAUAAUAAAUAAUAAAAAAAAAGAGUAAAAAGCUCUGUAGACUCGCCGACGAUUCCCCGUUGACGCCUCUCUCAUUUCAUAUCGUCUCAGAAUUUAUGAUGUCGACUCAUGCAGCACUCAUUUUUCUUUGUUUGUUUUAUUCUCAAAACUUUGUAAUGAUAACUUUCUUUAGGAUAAAAUCCAGUUCAGGGUUUGUAUUGUCUGGAAGCGUGAACUCGCCGCCUCUCGUUUCCGUCUCAGGCUCUAACAGGUCGACUUGUUGUUAACCACCGUGAAGCAGAACAAAGUUCAAAUGAUCAACUGGAGCAGGAAAUACUCAACAUCAUCUUAUUUUAGUUCAUUUUUCAUUUCUUCGUUGACUUUUCGGAGCCGACAGCGAAAAAAGUAUUAGAUGGUUCGUCUUCUGAAGUAACAGUACACAGUGGAAGUACUUCAGCCAGUAUUUUUUAAUGCAUGGACUCUUUUUUUUUUUUUUUUUUUGGUUUCUAGUAAAAUGUGCGUGUUUCAUGUCCAUUUAAUUGUUUAGGUACAUUUUUCAUCAGUGUUGAAUUUGACAGUUUUUACAUUUUAUCUGUUUAAAAAGGGUCAAAUAAAAACUUUCGUA
Messenger RNA from Paralichthys olivaceus (Japanese flounder), 3203 nucleotides. It is a transcript of the gene ghrb, whose product is annotated as growth hormone receptor b. Gene Ontology annotation, biological process: positive regulation of peptidyl-tyrosine phosphorylation; positive regulation of receptor signaling pathway via JAK-STAT; growth hormone receptor signaling pathway. NCBI's taxonomy places the organism in Eukaryota, Metazoa, Chordata, Actinopteri, Pleuronectiformes, Paralichthyidae. Gene Ontology annotation, cellular component: growth hormone receptor complex; external side of plasma membrane; cytosol. The record is from RefSeq and is a predicted model, not a curated record. Gene Ontology annotation, molecular function: peptide hormone binding; cytokine binding; growth factor binding.